GUUGUGGGAAGGAAAUUGCGAGUGGAGGGCGGUGGCCUACUUGGGGCCCCGGUGGCUUUCGUCCUCGGCAGUGGUUUUUGGGGGUAGUCGGUCUGGCUCUAGGCCAUGCGAAUAGGCACCCUGCUCCUGGCCGGCGGCCAGCCGAGCGACUUAUCCUUGACAUGAAGGCGGCCGUGCUCUCUCCACGUUGCUCGCCCACGGAGGACGCGCGACCUCAGGGAUGAGAAGGCCUUGGCUGCCCCUUGGAGGGACCCCUGAGACCGCAGUAGAGAAGAGCGGGUGGAGGAAAGCAGGGUUAAAGUACAGUGUGUCGGUAGAGCGCGUGUAGGGACCGGUGUGAGGACGGAGGGGAGGAAGAAAGAAGGCGUGCCCUGCAUCACCUUUUGUUUUCUCCAGCGUACAUUUAGGAGUUUGGGACACCAGGCCACCCUCUUUUAACUCGCUGGUUUUGUCGGGGGUUAUUGUGUGUUUGGUCCCUGUCCGUCUGAUUAAUUAUCUUACCAUUGUAUACCGUGAACCUUGUGUGGAUGGCAGAGACGUGAGGUCUCUCUUGGGUUGCCAGUUUUUGAAAUUAGAAAUUUUUAAAUGUACACAUUUCAUUGCCUGCCUGCCUACCUGCUUGCUUGCUUUCUUUCUUUCUUUCUUUCUUUCUCCCUCCCGCUAUAUUUGUUUCUGAGAUUGCCUAAUGGCUUUUCAAAACAUUUUUAAGAAAAAUGUUUCCUCUGCUCUGCUUUGAAUGAGUAAGAUUUUUAAAUGUUUUGUUAGAAGAAUAAAAGCAAGCAUUCUGUUAUGAAACGUUUGAUUUUGUUGAUUUUUUUUUUUUUUUUUGGCUUGAAAUGGUUCAAAGUUUUGUGUGGAGUGAAUUGAACUCGGAGCAAAUCUUAAUUAGUGAAAUUUAUAUUCAGUUGGGAAAUCGGCGGUGUGGUGCUUUUAUCCUCUAAAUAUUAGCUGUAUACCUUGAGAAAAGGAACUGUCUAAAACUUGAUUUUGUUAUGAGUCAUGAACUUUGUAUAAAUAAGGUUUAUACCAGCCCAGUUUUAUAAUUCACAUUCAUGAUAUUGGUGUUUUUUUAUUUCAACAGGUGCAUAAGUAAAGGGUAAAGUAUUUUUAUGACACAAAUCUUCAAUCAAGUAUAACAUUUUGAUGCUCCACAUCUAGACUCCUUGUGCUGUCACUAUGCCAGCAGCAACCGUAGAUCAUAGCCAAAGAAUUUGUGAAGUUUGGGCUUGUAACCUGGAUGAAGAGAUGAAGAAAAUCCGUCAAGUUAUCCGAAAAUAUAAUUAUGUUGCUAUGGACACCGAGUUUCCAGGCGUUGUUGCAAGACCCAUUGGAGAAUUCAGAAGCAAUGCUGACUAUCAGUACCAACUGUUGCGGUGUAAUGUAGACUUGUUAAAGAUAAUCCAGCUCGGACUGACCUUUAUGAAUGAACAGGGAGAAUACCCUCCAGGAACGUCAACUUGGCAGUUUAACUUUAAGUUUAAUUUGACGGAGGACAUGUAUGCUCAGGACUCUAUAGAGCUACUAACAACAUCUGGUAUCCAGUUUAAAAAACACGAGGAGGAAGGAAUUGAGACCCAAUAUUUUGCAGAACUUCUUAUGACUUCAGGAGUGGUUCUUUGUGAAGGGGUCAAAUGGCUAUCAUUUCACAGUGGUUAUGACUUUGGCUAUUUAAUCAAAAUUCUGACCAACUCUAACUUGCCUGAGGAAGAACUUGAUUUCUUUGAGAUCCUUCGGUUAUUUUUUCCUGUCAUUUAUGAUGUGAAGUACCUCAUGAAGAGCUGCAAAAAUCUCAAAAUGUUCUUUGAAGAUCACAUUGAUGAUGCCAAAUACUGUGGUCACUUAUAUGGCCUUGGUUCUGGCUCAUCCUAUGUACAGAACGGCACAGGGAAUGCAUAUGAAGAGGAAGCCAGCAAGCAGUCAUGACAGGAAAUAGUCUUCUUAUUUUUAUUUUAUACGAGUUACACACAUGCUUGUAUAUAGGUUUUAUCAUCCCUUAAAUAAUAGGCAAUACCCCCCCCCUUUUGUAGACCUUCUCUGCUUUCAGUAAUAAGUAUGGCCUUUCUUAGCUAUGAUCUUAAUAAAUUAAAGUACAUUCAGGUUAAAUCUGGCCUUAAUUUAAUACACUUCUUAUCAAGCUUGUGUGACAAAGCUACAUUACUGAAUAAUUUGAUAAACUUUGCCUACUUGAGCUUGGUUUUGUUUUUCCCUUUUCCUAAAUUAACUAGCAUUGAGUGUAAUUUAUUUCCCUCUUCCAUGCCUCUCCUUCUAUUCUGCAGUACUUAUAGGUAUUUAAGAUUGUGGACCAUCAAGUUUGCACUUUAGAGAGUGAUUUCAAUCCUCUAUUUUAUCAGAAAUUGUGAUUUUUCUUGCUCUUAGCUAGAAAAAUAACCAUCUACCACCUUUUUACAGUAUUUGCUUGUUUUUGACAUUCAGAGUACAGCACGUGCAUUGUGCAAAUUGUUCAACAGGAAUAACAGAAAAAGACAAGGAACUACUGAAGAGCCUAGUAACUACUGUUUCUGUGUGUAGUGUUUAGCCUUCCAAGCACAUCUCAUGUCUGUUGGUUUCUAAUUGGCAUGCAUAGGCUGCUAUGUGACUGAAGAAUUUCAAACCAGCUUUACACCCUUCAGGAAGAAGCCCUGUGAUUGGCUAUCUCCUCUCUGCCAGAAGGCUGGCCAUUAAGAUGUUGGAGCUCCAGUUUUAUGACAGCACCGCCUCCCUUGAUCGGCUUCCUUUUACUCCAUCACUUUUACCCUUACUGUUUUAUUUUAUAAACAUAUUUAUGAUGUUCUUGAUUUGUUAACUACACAAAUCAAUUUCAUUAAAGUCCAAAGAUAACAAGUCUUAAGGUACAUUUUAUAUCAAUAAAAAUACAAAAUAAAUGUGAUUUCAUAAAUGCUACAAAAAUAAAUAAUGGAGAGAUUUGGUGCAAAACAACAAAAUGCAAAAAAUAUAUAUAAAUACACACAUAUAUAGCUAAUAAAAUUACCUGAGGAGUGUAAUGCUUGUUUAUUUUUUUGUGUAUAUCUUUGCAAUCUAUUUUAUAUAUAUUGACAAGAGACUGUGAAAUAUUUAGCCAUGCAGAAUAUGUGACCAGACCAGAGCAUGUGUUGGAAGAUUUUGGUGAACAUUAACUCUACCCUGAAGUGAUGGACUACAAGUUGUAAUGUGUGUUAUCUACACUUCAAUCGAUAUUAGCAAGUCUCCAACUGUUAGCAACAUAGUUCGUUUCCCUUGUACAUUCUGUAAACAUGAUAUGAAAAUGCUGUACCUGGGCGGUCCUUUUUAAACUAAACAUUAUUUGCAAAACAGAGGGUAUUAUUUGUUUUUAAAGCUUUUGUAAAUAAAGGCUUCAAAAAUGUUUUCCUA
Mus musculus (house mouse) is the source of this 3369-nucleotide messenger RNA. It is a transcript of the gene Cnot7, whose product is annotated as CCR4-NOT transcription complex, subunit 7. The coding region runs from base 1177 to 1923 and encodes 248 amino acids. Gene Ontology annotation, molecular function: poly(A)-specific ribonuclease activity; RNA exonuclease activity; nucleic acid binding. Gene Ontology annotation, cellular component: nucleoplasm; P-body; nuclear speck. The record is from RefSeq and is a predicted model, not a curated record. The transcript is spliced from 5 exons. Gene Ontology annotation, biological process: miRNA-mediated gene silencing by mRNA destabilization; negative regulation of cell population proliferation; negative regulation of type I interferon-mediated signaling pathway. NCBI's taxonomy places the organism in Eukaryota, Metazoa, Chordata, Mammalia, Rodentia, Muridae.